CAGGGAAGAUGACAUCUCGGCUCCUCUGAGCCUGCAGUGCCCAGGGAGCAGCAGAACCAUGGAGCUAGAGUUCGAGCUGCCCAAUGCCACCGCCUUCUGGUUCUCCCCGGCGUCCCCCUUUGACAACUUCUCCCUGGAGGCGCCCACCAACACCUCCCAGAACGCCACGGGCCAGCACUUCGACCUGACCAGCAACGCCAUCCUCACCUUCAUCUACUUCGUGGUGUGCAUCAUCGGCCUGUGCGGCAACACGCUGGUCAUCUACGUCAUCCUCCGCUACGCCAAGAUGAAAACCAUCACCAACAUCUACAUCCUCAACCUGGCCAUCGCAGACGAGCUCUUCAUGCUCGGGCUGCCCUUCCUGGCCAUGCAGGUGGCCCUGGUGCACUGGCCCUUCGGCAAAGCCCUCUGCAGGAUCGUCAUGACGGUGGAUGGCAUCAACCAGUUCACCAGUAUCUUCUGCCUGACGGUUAUGAGCGUUGACCGGUACCUGGCUGUCGUCCAUCCCAUCAAAUCUGCCAAGUGGAGGCGGCCCAGGACAGCCAAAAUGAUCAACGUGGCCGUUUGGGGCGUCUCCCUGCUGGUGAUCAUGCCCAUCAUGAUUUACGCUGGGGUGCAGCACAACCACGGCAGGAGUAGCUGCACCAUCAUCUGGCCGGGAGAGUCGGGCGCCUGGUACACGGGAUUCAUCAUCUACGCCUUCAUCCUGGGCUUCCUGGUGCCUCUCACCAUUAUCUGCCUUUGCUACCUGUUCAUCAUCAUCAAAGUCAAGUCCUCGGGCAUCAGGGUGGGCUCCUCCAAGAGGAAAAAGUCGGAGAAGAAAGUCACCAGGAUGGUGUCCAUCGUGGUCGCCGUCUUCAUCUUCUGCUGGCUCCCCUUCUACAUCUUCAACGUCUCCUCCGUGUCCGUCAUGAUCGUGCCCACGCCCGUCCUCAAGGGCAUGUUCGACUUCGUGGUGGUCCUCAGCUACGCCAACAGCUGUGCCAACCCCAUCCUCUACGCCUUCCUGUCCGACAACUUCAAGAAGAGCUUUCAGAACGUGCUGUGCCUGGUGAAGGUCAGCGGCAUGGACGAGGCCGACCGCAGCGACAGCAAGCAGGACAAAUCCCGGCUCAACGAGACCACGGAGACGCAGAGGACCCUGCUCAACGGUGACCUGCAGACGAGCAUCUGAGGGGCCAGCGGGCUCCGGCCUGCCUGCGCCCCUCCGCUCCCCGCUGGCUCCCGGCUGCAGCACGGGGGUGGCACCGCGGGGUCAGGGCAGGAAUGGCACCCGAGGGGACGGCUGGGAGCACCCGGUGGCCUCGGGGAUCCUCUGCUGGCUCCUGUCUGAGUGCUGGGAAGGAUACGGGUCAGGAGGAGCUGCCUCGCCAGGAAAACAAAGACGACUCAGGGCGGCGCGGCGCAUUUGGACACCGAAGUGCCA
Cyanistes caeruleus (blue tit) is the source of this 1426-nucleotide messenger RNA. The record is from RefSeq and is a predicted model, not a curated record. NCBI's taxonomy places the organism in Eukaryota, Metazoa, Chordata, Aves, Passeriformes, Paridae.